AUGGCCACGCCCGCUCGACCUCCUCCCUCCCCGGCUAUUCUCCUCGUAUACCCUGCGACAUUGCUAUUAGGGUCAUUAUUCUCUGCCAUCUCGCCAACCGCUCGAUCAUCUAGAUCUCAAUCCACCUCACCGGCUAGUCCUCUGGCCCCCUCUCUCGCAGCCAACCUGCAUAUCUCCGAGAGUCCGGUCAACUAUUUCGCUCGGAAAAACAACAUUUUCAAUCUCUACUUUGUAAAGAUCGGAUGGCUGUGGACAACUGUCGCUUUCGCCUCGCUCCUCCUCGCACAACCUGCCUACCGAUUCUAUUCCUCACUCUCCCCGCACAACAACAAACGCGAAUUCGACGGUUCCUCCAGGCCUUUUUACGAUAUGUCCUCGCAACGACUGUCUGGAAAGGCAAGCCCAUAUUUGAGCCCGCCUAGUAAGCUGGAGUCCUUAUUGUCUGCUACGACCUGCAAAGCUGCUGGAGGAGCUUGGAGAGGUGGACAUGAUAUAAGUGGACAUGUCUUUAUGUUAGUAUUGACAACAGCAAUGCUUGCUUUCGAAGCGAUCGGCGUGGGAGCCUUCUCCUUCGGUUCGCGUGUUGAAGGGGAUUGUGCGCGCGAGAGGAAGGCGAGCGAUCCUAAUCAUGAUGCUGUUCGAAGUAUCGAUCAAGAUGAAGGCUCUGGCUUGGCCGUCACAUGGUCAUUACGCUUGGUCUGGGGUGUUGUGGGCUUGGGUUGGUGGAUGCUUUUUAUGACCGCAAUUUGGUUCCACACAUGGCUGGAGAAGUGGUCUGGCUUAUUUGUUGCGAUGAGCACCAUAUAUGCCAUUUACAUACUGCCGAGGAAACUUCCUGCUUGGAGAGACAUUGUUGGCAUACCAGGGGCCUGA
Molecule: messenger RNA, 873 nt
Organism: Penicillium malachiteum
Lineage: Eukaryota; Fungi; Ascomycota; Eurotiomycetes; Eurotiales; Aspergillaceae
Product: putative inositol phospholipid biosynthesis protein Scs3
Exons: 3
Coding region: 1-873 (290 amino acids)
Biological process (GO): lipid storage; phospholipid biosynthetic process; lipid droplet organization
Cellular component (GO): endoplasmic reticulum membrane
Source: RefSeq, a predicted model, not a curated record